AUGGCACAGGAAUCAGAGAAUGCAAUCUUAAAUCGCAAACGCGCCUUUAAGCCCAAAGUGAGCACUGGUUGCCUGACCUGCAAGACCCGGCGGGUGAAAUGUGAUGAGGCAAAGCCUGCUUGCGCGAGGUGUCUAGGUACCGGACGAAAAUGCGACGGCUAUGGACCAAAUAAACCACCGGUCGCUGUACCUAGGACACUGGCCCCUGCCCCUGCAGUCGAGUCAUCUAUAGAAGCCCGGGCACUGGAGCUUUUCUUCCAUAAAACAGCAACACAAUUAGCAGGCUCUUUUGAGGCCGCGUUCUUCCAAGGUAGUGUCGCCCAAUUGAGCCUUGUGGAGCCUACUAUCAGACACGCCAUUGCUGCGAUUGCAAUCCUCCACGAAGAGCUGUCAUCAAGUUCACCAGGACGAGAAUGGGAUAUUAAUGGUCCAGAAGUCCCAGUUCAAUGUUAUAAUAGAGCUAUUCGCGCUCUGCUGCAAAAGUUCGAGACAGAGCAAACCCCGAUUUCGUUGACAUCCAUGGCAAACAUAUUGUUCACUUGCUUCGAGUACUUCCAAGGGAACUUGACUGCGGCCAGAUCUCAUGUCAAAAGUGGAAUCAAGCUUUUGGAAUCUUGGCGAGAAAAUACGAGACUGCUCGCUCAUAAACCAUGGGGUCAAAGUUAUGAUUCUUAUGAAUCAUACUUUAUGGAAACUGAGAUCGCGCCACUCCUCACCGUCUUCCGUAUCAAUAUUCUAGAUAAUGAAGAUAUCGAAGAUGCUAGGUUUUACCUAAAUCCGGUCGACAAGAAUGGCGAUGUUGUACUCGGCGAUCGAUUCGAAAACAUACAACAAGCCAGAGCCGGGUUAUUAGACGUGAUUACGUCUGCGAGUGGGCGUCUACGAGCUGUUAACGAACAUCUUCCUAACAAUGACCUGGCCGGUAAAAAGGUCAACCAGAUCACGCAUGUUAUACCUGAAGAGAUUAUGUCUCAAUGGGAAACCAAGUUCGACGACCUAAUUUCCCGACAGAGUUAUUUAUGGGGAAACAAAGAAAGACAAGCCGCAAACAUUGUCCGCAUUAUCAACAUAGCCGAGACUCUCCGAGCUCGCAACUACAUGACCAGUAUUGAGUCCUCAUGGGAUAGUGCACGAGCCGAGUACGAAGAAAUGCUAUCGAUAGCCGACAGUCUCAUCUCCGAUCACAGUCGCUUCCCUAAUGACGGAUUCCGACUCUUAAGUUUGGAUUUCGGCAUGCUAUUUUGCUUCCACUUGCUAGCUUGGAAAUGCAGAUGGCCUUCUCUUCGUCGCUGGGCACUGUCUUUAUUGUGCAAAGUGCCUAAGCGUGAGUGGCUCUUCGAUCCGAAACACUAUCACGCCAUCUUCUCGCGCAUUUUGGAGAUUGAGGAGGGAUAUCUCGGUGCUUUGCCGGAGGAAAUCAUUCAGCAGGACCUUGUUCCUCCUGAAAAUGCUCGAAUUUAUGAUUUUACGGUCAUACCUCAAUCGUCUCCUUCCUCUUAUUCGUCGGGCCGGGCUGUUUCUUAUUCAGUGACUUUCUGGAGUAAGCCUAUGGGUCUUGAUGGGCCGUUAUCGAGCUUGACGGAGUAUAUGCUUUUAGAAGCUUCUCAACCAGGCGAGACAGCUGUCCCGUCAAGUUUCAUUGACAAGCACCAUCCGCGUCUUCGCACCGAGGAUAUAGCGAGCAUCGGGCCGAGGUCUACGUCGGCAAUGGCCUGCCUAGAGUCUAAUGAAUCAUGA
Molecule: messenger RNA, 1737 nt
Organism: Penicillium subrubescens
Lineage: Eukaryota; Fungi; Ascomycota; Eurotiomycetes; Eurotiales; Aspergillaceae
Product: Zn(II)2Cys6 transcription factor domain-containing protein
Exons: 3
Coding region: 1-1737 (578 amino acids)
Biological process (GO): regulation of DNA-templated transcription
Molecular function (GO): DNA-binding transcription factor activity, RNA polymerase II-specific; zinc ion binding
Source: RefSeq, a predicted model, not a curated record